Molecule: messenger RNA, 3075 nt
Organism: Verticillium dahliae VdLs.17
Lineage: Eukaryota; Fungi; Ascomycota; Sordariomycetes; Glomerellales; Plectosphaerellaceae
Exons: 2
Coding region: 1-3075 (1024 amino acids)
Source: RefSeq, a predicted model, not a curated record
AUGCCAGUCUUCGGCCGCAUUGGCAGGCAUAGCAAUCGCUCCCAGAACGCGCUUGCUACUGCUCCCGAGCCAUCUCCACUACCAGCUUCAGCUUCACCUUCCGGACCCGGGACGGCAUCUGGAGCAGGUCAAGGAGUCGGACCAGGACCAGGACCAGGACCAGGACCUGGACAACUACCAGGAGGAUCAGUGCCCUCGUCGUCGUCGUCGACGACAGCAGGCCCUGGUGUUGGGCCUGUCGCUGGUGGUCACAACCUCAACCUCAGCGUUCCAGCCUCUGCGGCGCCUUCCUCAGCACCCCCCAGCGCUACUUCCUCCUCCCUUUCUGCCGCAUCGGGCGCUUCCCCUCAGCAGCAGCAGCAGCAGCAACAACAACAACAGGCUGCGGCAGGCGCCAUCAACACAAACAACAACCUCAACCACCGUAACAUCAUCUCAACCUCUACCGUUACCACACCCAGCAGCGGCAGCAAUACCGCCAACCUCCGUCAUUCUGCUUCCCCCACUGCUGUCUUUAGCCAGAGCGAAGCCCUCGACCGAGCUAUUCAGCAGCAGCAGCAGCAACAGCAGCAAGCGCUCUCCCACGACUACAACAACCCCGCCACAGCCUCCCCCCAUCGCGGCUCAUCACAGCUGCACAACCCCGCGCCUGUGCCUGGACAAGCUCCUCCCGGAGCUUUCGACCCCCGAUUCAGGAACCAGGACUUUUCCGACUCGGUUUCCCGGUCGCAAUCUCAACGCUAUUCCACCACUGCUCCUCUGCAAGUCCAUCCGCACUACGGUGUCGCCUCCAAUUCGGUCGACGAUCUCCAGUCCACCCUCCACCCUGCCGGCCCCGGUGGUCUGAGCCAAGACCAAGGUCACGCGCCGCCCGCGCCCGCUCCUGCUGCACAGCCAGAGAAACGCUCAACCCGCAGACUGAUUAAGAACAUCUUGACAGGGUCAGGCCGAGACCACCACCAUCAUCACCAGCAGCAGUCGUCCCUGUCACAGCCGCCCCAGUCAGCCCAGGCACAGCCCUACGACAAUACCGGUGGACUAGCCCGACGGCCUUCCAAGCGGGUGAGCAACCCACCAUCCAUCAGGACCGGCCCUUCACAGCUGUCCCAGGUCUCUCUGGACCAACCCUCUGACUGGGCCCCUCCCGUUGUUCAAACACAACCUUCACCUCUGCAAGGAUACGGCGAGGCCGAGAACCAGUACUUUGGGCAUUCUUCGAAUCGCGACACCUUUGCGCAGACCCCCCAAGACGCCAACACCCGAAACUCGGUUCGCUACGUCUCCAGUGACUUGGAAUCGUCUCCCUACGAGGACAGCGCCUACCAACAACAACAACACCAACAACAACAUCACUCAGCGCAGCAGCAACCGCUGCAACAACAAGGCCUCCCACUGCUCCAGACUUCGCCUGACCAACAAGACCAGUACGGACAAGCGGCAUUCGACUCCUCGCCUCAGCAACAACAUUACCAGCGAACCAGCCAAGCGCACGAACAAUACCCCGGCGGACCACCCCCCAUAUUCACCGACAGCGGCCAUCUGUCAACAAACUCGAGACAGCAGAACCCGGAGACGAGUUCGCAGCUGUCUCACGAAUCACCCAUUGCCGACCUCGACGCCCGUUCAGGCACCUAUUCGAAUCAACACUCUCCUGCCGUGCAUUACGCUUCGCACCAAGCAACCGAUAGCCCCGUGACUCUGCUGCCUCCCAACCAUCAACAGAGAGAAAUGGCACCGGGUGCGAGUCGGCGACAACAAGAUUCGGAAAAGAGCCUGCGUGGACAAAGCGAAGCACAGGCAGGAGCUCCUCCCAACUACAGACAGAGCCAGCCUCCCAUGCCUACCGGCUCCUCGACAACAGGCCAGGGUGCGGGCCUACGCGCCAUCCCCGGUCCGGAGAGGCAGCCUACAUUCGACUCACAGUCGGGCGACCAAGGCCGCAAUAGCCCUCAACCUACCAACGUUGACCGCGAUGCUGCCGAUCCCGAUAAGUUCAAGGAGCUAUUGUUCAAGUACAAAAAUGUCAAGCGUCUCUACUUUGAUGGCAAGAGUCAAAUUGAGAAUCUGGGCUCGCAGAUUGAGCAGCUGCAGAACGCAGUCGCAAACCAGCGCAUCACCCAAUCUCGGACGGCGCUCGACGACAGCGAGUACCUGACCAGGUUCAACCGUCUCAAUGGUGCCAUCAAUAACCUGUCCUUCAACAUUCGUAAAGACUGGAAGAGCGUGCCGCAGUGGCUUGACAGAUAUGUAAGCAGUGACGCGCUCAAGACAGGGCGGCAGGAGAUGACGGCGGUUGGCCGGGCGGUCAUUACGCGAUGGAUCGUCGAGGAGAUCUUCAACAAGUGCUUCCAUCCUGGGCUGAGCCCUGGGCUCAGCCAGCAGCUCAAGGAGAUUGAGCUGAGCAUUCGGCGCAACUCUUACACGAUGAACGCGCGGGAAGAGUUUGACGCCCUGACAGCCAAGAUUGUCAGCUGGAGAAUGGCUACGCUGGAAGGUCUGCAGAGGACACUGAACUCGCCGGAGAGCGAAGAGAACCGGGCGCACUGGACGAACCUCAACACGGCGAAACUGACGACGCAACUCUACCAGUAUCUGGCCGAGCCACCGCCACCAGGUGUUGACGGAAGCGCCUCGAUGAUUGUAGAGCUGGCCGUGGGUAUCGCCGCCAACAUGCCGCUCGAGAGCAGAGACGUAGCCAUCACAUAUCCGCUGCCUGGCGAUGCAGUCAACGUCGACUUGAUGGAUGUCGAGAAGACAGGACUUCCACCUGUCGAAACGGCGAGCGACGACGCAGAAGAUGACGAGACAGAUACCAAAGAAAAGACGGGUGGUAAGGGGCGCACAGAGAAGUCGAGAAGCGGUAUGUUCUCCGCCUUUCUCGGCGGCGGCGGCGGCAGCAGCUCCACGUCGUCGUUCCCGCCGAGAAAGAGUAGCUUGGCGUCUAGUACUGACGCGCCUGUCUCCUCAGCUCUACCACCGAAGGACAGCAACAAGGUCCGGUUUGCGGCAUUCUUGGCUGUGGAGGUCCGCGGUCGACAGGUGCUGACAAAGGCGCCGGUCUGGACGCUGGGGUGA